This is a messenger RNA of Saccharomyces cerevisiae S288C, 411 nucleotides long. RefSeq lists its product as uncharacterized. The transcript has a single exon. NCBI's taxonomy places the organism in Eukaryota, Fungi, Ascomycota, Saccharomycetes, Saccharomycetales, Saccharomycetaceae. The record is from RefSeq and is marked reviewed. The coding region runs from base 1 to 411 and encodes 136 amino acids.
AUGUCGUCAUUUGGACAUCGAGCAUUUUUCAGCUGUUGUCCUUUACUAGAAGGAGAAACUUUGCAUUCAAUAAAAUUGCGCAAAGAGGCAACAUACCAAACUCAAUCCGGGUGGCCGGUUCGAUGGCCGAUUCGGUAUCCGCGCGCACUUCCCCUAGAAUCCCACGUGCACCCAUACCAUAUGAUCGUUAAAUUACCGCACCCACGCACCCAACCGCGGCUGUUUCUAUGGCUGUCGUUGCAUUGGACAGGAAUUCCUUUUUUGGGAAAGCCGGGAAUAGGUCGCAAUCGGGUAAAAUCAAAACAAUUUUCGCAUUUCCAACAGAGUAAAAUCAAAACAACUAUGAGAAAAAAAACAACAAACAGAAAGCAGAAAGCAGAAAGAUGUCAAUAUAGACUUGUCACUGCGUAA